Molecule: messenger RNA, 575 nt
Organism: Coprinopsis cinerea okayama7#130
Lineage: Eukaryota; Fungi; Basidiomycota; Agaricomycetes; Agaricales; Psathyrellaceae
Exons: 4
Coding region: 63-398 (111 amino acids)
Cellular component (GO): fungal-type cell wall
Molecular function (GO): structural constituent of cell wall
Source: RefSeq, a predicted model, not a curated record
CAGCAGCUCUUUGCGUUCUUCAUCUUCUAUUUUCCUAAACAACCUUACUUCACCAAAACGACAUGUUCGCUAAGACCCUCUUCGCUCUCACCUCCAUCUCUGCCAUCUUUGUCUCGGUAGCAGCUAUUCCAAGCGGUGCUCCCACCUGCGCCACCGGUCCCAUUCAAUGUUGCGAACGCGUUUAUGAAUCCCAAACCACCGAAACCUCGCUCCUCACUGACCUCUUGGGCCUCAACCUCGACGGCCUCUUGGGGGGAAUCGCGACUGGCUGCAGCCCCCUUAGCGUUGUAGGCAUUGGUGGCGGUAACAAGUGCGCCCAUCGCCCCGUUUGCUGCACCGACAACAAAUUCAAUGGUCUCGUGAAUGUCGGCUGUGUCCCCGUUAACGUCAACCUUUGAGAUUCUGCACACCACCACUGCCUCUCCCAUACCAUUUUACCAUUAUCCCAUGCCGUAUACGUACACAUUCUGAAGCUACUCUCAUUUGGUACUAUCUGAGACGCCGUCUCGGCUCAUACUAUGAUAUUCUGCACACGAGGGAAUAAACUUCGCCUAUGUAAUGAGCUUGAUUCUAUC